This is a messenger RNA of Coregonus sp. 'balchen', 6796 nucleotides long. Lineage: Eukaryota; Metazoa; Chordata; Actinopteri; Salmoniformes; Salmonidae. The record is from the annotation of a GenBank genome assembly.
AUGUACAAACCUGUCAUCAUCUACACACUAUUUUGGCUGACAGGUAAUAAUCUAGGAAAUGAUCAUUUGUUGUAGAUUCAUAAUAUGGUAUGAUGUAUAUUCAUCCUUUCUGUAUGCCUAUGCUAGUGAAAGUCUUCUCUCCAUCUCUCCUCAGGUCUCUCUCUCAGUGUUGAGGUUCACCAGACUCCCUCUGCAGUCUUCAGCAGACCAGGAGAGAAUGUUCAACUCUUCUGCAACCAUCAGAAAUCAGACUAUAGAGUGAUACUGUGGUACCAACGUACACCUGGAGAAACCGCACUGAAACUCAUAGGAUAUUUGAAUUAUAAUUCUCAAACCAUUGAGAGUUCAUAUGACAAACAUUUCAAUAUGAGUGGGGAUUUGAGUGGCGAUGGCCCAAAGAAUGCCUCUCUGAACAUGUUCAACUUAAAACGACCCCAACACAGUGCAGUGUAUUUCUGUGCUGCUAGUUAUGCACAGUGUUGCAGAUUCCCCUGUCUACACUACAAAAACCUUCUCUCAUUCACUGUCUCAGUAGAUUAUACCGAAGCAACACCUCCCUCACACCUGCACUGAGCUCUGGAUUUGAUUCAGUGCCAAUAUAAUAUCACAGUAAAGCUGUCUGGAUUCUGUCAUUACAUCACUGAUGAGGUCACUUCCUGUUCCUCCUCUCCAGUCAGUUCAGAUGAGAUGUCAGUUGGUUGUCAACGAUCACUAAGUCAACAUGAUCAGACCUCUUCUCAUUGUCACUGUCCCACUAUUCUGGAUCACAGGUAAUUUAAGCAACAGUUAUUUAGUAGUUCCCUACAAUACGUAUUAAACAUGAAAGUGUAGCAAUUUGCAUUAAUGUGUACAAAUAAUUACUAAUCAAAGGUUUUCUGUAAACUUGAGAAAUGGUGGUACAAUCCUUUGUUAUGUACUGUAAAAUAUAAAUAAUGUUCUCUCUCUCCCCACAGGUGUCUCUCUCAGUAAAUCAGUGUCCCAGUCUCCCUCCGCGUUGCUGGUAAAGCCUAAUACUUCUGUCACACUCAACUGCAGUCAUAAAAUCCCCAGCUAUGACACUAUCCUCUGGUACCAGCGUUCUGUGGGAGACACGGCCCUAAACCUCAUAGCGUAUACAUACUAUAAAACCCUUACAGUUGAACCCCCAUAUAAAGGUUAUUUUGACGUGACAGGAGAUGGAGAGAAUGAUGCCUACCUUCAUCUCCUCAAACUGAGACAAGCUGAAGACAGUGGGGAGUAUUUCUGUGCAGCCAGUCUACACAGUGGUGCAGAUACCAAGUCUACUCUACAAAAACCUCUACCUUUCAGAUCCAUCUGACACUAUAAUCAACACACCUGCAUUAAACCACAUGAACUAACAAGCUGUUCAGGAAAGGACGGGGGGAAAAAAGAAGGGAGGGGGCGGUUGGGGGGGGGGGAAAGGGGGAAGCUAUGAGGGAGAGAGAGAGAGAGGGGAAGGUUUUAGCAAGCAUUUUUGGGAUAAAAAAAAAGGAAGAGAAGAGAGAGAGAGAAAAUGGUUUUGGGGGAGAAAAAAAAUGGGGUUUUUUCCCUUCUCUUUUUCUCUCUCUCCUCUCUCUUCCCUCCUCUUUCUUCCUCUCUUUUUCUUCCCUUCUCUCCUCUUCGUCUUUCCCCCUUCUUCUCUUUUCCCCUCCCCCCCUUUCCCACCCCUUUUCCCCCCUUUCCCCUGUUUCCUUUCCCUUUCCCCUUUCCCCUUUUUUUUCCCCCCCCUGCUGAUCUUUUUUUCCCCCUUUGUUUUUUUUUCCCCCCGAAACCCUUUUUUUCCUCAUUUUUUUAUACAAAAUUUUUUCCCCCUUUUCCCCCCCCUUUUUUUUUUCCCCCCUUUUUUUUCCCCCCUCCUCCUCCCCUCUUUUUGUCCUCUGUUUUUUCCCCCCUCUUUUCCUCUCCUCCUCCCCCUCCUUUUUUCCUCCCCCCCCCCCUCCCCCUUCUUGUCCCUCCUCUCCUCCCCUUUUCCCUUCUCCUCCCCUCUCCUCCUCUCUUCCUCUUCCUCAUCUUCCGCUCCUCCCCUCCUCCCCCCCCUCCUCCUUUCCCCUCUCCUCCUCCUUUUUUCCCCCUUUCCCAGGGUUGGGUCAGGUACCAAGUUGUCCAACCCUCUACCUUGGAAACCGACCCCAAACUCCCUGACUCAGCUGUUCUCCCUACAAAGACUUUUUGGUUACCCCGGGGCGACAGUUCAUUCUCAGGACCGACAGCUAAAAACUGCUGGGAACCUUUACACACCCACCAAGCCCAAAUCCUUUAAAGGCCAAUUAAAUUAAGGGAAAACAGAAGAGUAUUGUGAUUUAAGCUUUUUCCAACCUCACAAGAGACAGUGCAGUUAUUUUUUGUGUGCCAAAGCAGAGUGCACGAUCCUUUUCACCCUACAAAAACCCCCAUCUCAAAAACCGUCCACCUCACACCUUCACACAGUUUUUCUGAAACCCAUCCCCAUACUAAAAAAUCCUCAAUACCAAAAAAACCCCCAAAAAUAAAAAUCCCACUACAACACCCCCUACUAAAUCCUCAAUAUUAAACAUUUUCAAUCUAACAUCCCUACUAAAAAUCCUCACUAUAAACAUCCUCAAUACAAACCCCCCAAAAACUAACAUCCUCCACUAACACCCACUAACACCCCCAAUACUUAAAAAUCCCCAAUACUAAAAAUCCACAAUCUAAACUCCUCAAAAUAAACAUCCUCAAUACAAAACCCUCACACUAAACAUCCUCAAAACUAAAAAUCCUCAAUACUAAACUCCCAAAACUAAAAAUCCAAAUACUAAACACCCAAUCUAAACAUCCUCAUACUAACAUCCUCAAUACUAACAACCCACUAAAACACCCCAAUACAAAAACCUCAAACUAAACAUCCCCAAACCAACAAACAUCCUCAUACUAAAAAUCCUAAAAACAAACCCCCUCAAUACUAAAAACCCAAUACUAAAAAAUCUUUUACUAAACAUCCUCUACUAAAAAAAUCCUCACUACCCCAAACACCUCAAAACUAAACUCCUCAAAAUAACACCUCAAACAACAUCCUCACUACUAAACAUCCCAUACUAAAAAACCUCAAUACUAACUCCCACUAAACAUCCACAAUACUAAACACCUCAAUACUAAACUCCCAAACAAACAUCCUCAAUCCAAAUCCCAAACUAACUCCCAAAACUAACAUCCCAAAACUAAACAUCCUCACUACUAAAAUCCUCAUACUAAACAUCCCAAACAAACACCUCAAUAAUAAAAAUCCUCCACUAAACAUCCCAAUCUAACAUCCACAAAAACCCAAACAAAACCUCAAUCUAAACUCCUCAAAACUAACAUCCCCAAAACAAAAUCCUCAAAAACUAAACCCCAAUACCAAAUCCUCAAAACUAAAAAUCCCAUACUAAAAAACCACUACUAAACAUCCUCAAAACAAAUCUUCAUACUAAACACCCAAUACUAAACAUCCUCACUACUAAACUCCUCAAUACUAAACUCCUCAACUAAACCUCCCACCUAAAAAUCCCAAUACAACAUCCUCAUACUAAAAAAACCUCACACUAAACAUCCACAAAACUAAACCCUAAUCUAAAAAAAUCCCAAUCCAAAAAAAUCCCAAUACCAAACAUCCUCAAUACUAAACAUCCUCAAACAACCCCCCCCCAAUCUAAACUCCUCACUACAACUCCUCACUACAAACCCCUCCUCAAUUCUCCUCAACUAACUCCUCACUACAACACCCCCAAAUACUAACUCCCAAUACUAAAAAUCCCCAAUACUAACAUCCUCCCCCAAACUAAACUCCUCAAUAAAAACACCCAAAACCUCCCAAUACAAACAAACCUCACUACUAAACAUCCCCUACUAAACCCUCAAACUAAACAUCCUCAUACUAACCCCAAAACUAAAAAAACCUCAAUACAAACUCCUCAACAACUCCUCAAUAUAAAAAUCCUCAAAACUAAAACCCCAACAAACACCUCAAUCUAACAUCCCAAUCUAAACCCUCCUAUAAAAACCCAAACAAACAUCCACAAAACUAACAUCCUCAAUAAACUCCUCAAACUAAAAAUCCUUACUACUAAACAUCCCACUACUACAUUAAACUGUUCCCCCUGUCUGGGGAUCAACUCACCCUUAACUUUCCUCUGUCUGGGGAAAAAACAAAUCACCACAAACUGUUCCUCUGUCUGGAGAUAUAACCACCACUAUAACUGUUUUCCCCUGUCUGGAAUACAACUCACCACUAUAACUGUUCCUCUGUCUGGAGAUACAACUCACCACUAUAACUGUUCCUCUGUCUGGAGAUACAACUCACCACUAUAACUAGUCUGUCUGGAGACACAACUCACCACUAUAACUGUUCCUCUGUCUGGAGAUACAACUCAUCACUAUAAAAAGACACGUCCCAUCCAGUUCUCCGUGGGCCGCAUGGUGUCCAACAACUUUGAUGCACUCGGCUGCAACACCUCCUCCUGCAAGUUGCUCCAUCUACGCCAGGGUUCUUCAAUUCCGGUCCUGGAGGGCCGAAACACUUCUGUUUAUUAUUUUUUCCUGGUAGUUAAUUGCACUCACCUGUUGACCCAGGUCUGAAUUAGCCCCUGAUUAGAAGGAGAGGAUGAAAAACAGAGGUGUUUCGGCCCUCCAGGACCGGAAUUGAAGAACCCUGUUCUACGCCAUGGCCCAAACCAGUGAUACCAAAGAAGAUUUCAUGAUCGGCCCCCUCUCGUCACCACCCUUCCCCAUCUACAGGAUCAGACCCAUAGGGAUAGCAACACUAAGUACUCUGGAAAGAAACAACUCAUUAUUGACCUCUCUGCCCCCCGCAACAGCCACAUCCCCAGUAUCAAUAGCCUCAUUCCCAGCCAAGACUUCUCUUUAGAGUAUCUUUUCCAGAAAUUCAGGACCGUGGCGCUAGCCUCCGACUCCAAUUCCUCCGUUUUCAGAAACCAUCUUCACCUGAACCCUUCCCUCCGCCACCUGAUCGCCCAAUGAACCAUCCAACCAACCGCCAUUGGGUCCAUCUCCAUCUCAUCAUCUUCAAAUCCGUUUUCCUCUUUCACUUCUCCGGACACUCCUUCCAGAUCGGUGCCGCCACCUCUGCUUCUCACCAAGGGCUGCCUGACCACACAGUUCAACUUCUAGGCCGCUGGUCCUCCCAAGCCUACCACAGCUACAUCCGAUCCAACCCACAAGAUCACCUCUGAGCCCACAAUACCCUCUGUUCCUGAACUAUUAUCCUUCAGUCCUGACCUUUUGGGGUUUGCACUGCACAAGCCACCUACCCCGAACAGGACUGCUUCCCCUACACCAAGAGCACUCGUUCUCCAGCGUCCUUUGGACAACCACACCACUACACCAAGAGCACUCGUUCUCCAGCGUCUUACGGACAACCUUGGCCCUACACCAAGAGCACUCGUUCUCCAACGUUCUAUGGACAACCACACCCCUACACCAAAAGCAGUUGCUCUCCAGUGUCCUAAGGACAACCUUGUACGUAGUGUAGAAUGCCUCUCUGAACGUUUUCAACUUAAAGCGACCCCAACACAGUGGAGUGUAUUUCUCUGCUGCUAGUUAUGCACAUUGUUGCAGAACCCCCUGUCUACACUACAAAAACCGUCUCAGUAGAUUAUACCAUAACAUGAAACAUCUUCCUCAAAACUGCAUUUGAGAUCUGAAUUUGAUUGUGCCAAUUUAACAGGGUUUUGCCAUUACAUCAGUGAUGAUUUCACUUCCUGUUCCUCCUCCUCUCUAGUCAGUAGAGAUGGUUUGACGGUUGAUUCAGAUGAGUUGGUUGUUGAUGAUCAUCAGUGAUGAUGUCACAUCCUGUUCCUCCUCCUCUCCAGUCAGUAGAGAUGGUUUGAUGGUUGAUUCAGAUUAGUUGGUUGUUGAUGAUCAUCAGUGAUGAUGUCACUUCCUGUUCCUCCUCCUCUCCAGUCAGUAGAGAUGGUUUGAUGGUUGAUUCAGAUUAGUUGGUUGUUGAUGAUCAUCAGUGAUGAUGUCACGUCCUGUUCCUCCUCCUCCCCAGGCAGUUGAGAUGGUUUGAUGGUUGAUUCAGAUUAGUUGGUUGUUGAUGAUCAUCAGUGAUGAUGUCACUUCCUGUUCCUCCUCCUCUCCAGUCAGUUGAGAUGGUUUGAUGGUUGAUUCAGAUUAGUUGGUUGUUGAUGAUCAUCGGUGAUGAUGUCACUUCCUGUUCCUCCUCCUCUCCAGUCAGUAGAGAUGGUUUGAUGGUUGAUUCAGAUUAGUUGGUUGUUGAUGAUCAUCACUGACAGUCAACAUGUACAACCCUCUCAUCAUCUUCACACUAUUUUGGCUGACAGGUAAUAAUCUAGGAAAUUAUCAUUUGUUGUAGAUUCAUAAUAUGGUAUGAUGUAUAUUCAUCCUUUAUGUAUGCCUAUGCUAGUGAAAGUCUUCUCUCCAUCUCUCCUCAGGUCUCUCUCUCAGUGUUGAGGUUCACCAGACUCCCUCUACAGUCUUCAGCAGACCAGGAGAGAAUGUUCAACUCUUCUGCCACCAUCAGAAAUCAGACUACACACUAAUGUUUUGGUACCAGAAAUCACAAGGAGAAACCGCACUGAAACUCAUAGGAAAUCUGUAUCAUAAAAAUCCAACCAUUGAGAGUUCAUAUGACAAACAUUUCAAUAUGAGUGGGGAUUUGAGUGGCGGUGGCCCAAAGAAUGCCUCUCUGAACAUGUUCAACUUAAAACGACCCCAACACAGUGCAGUGUAUUUCUGUGCUGCUAGUUAUGCACAGUGUUGCAGAUUCCCCUGUCUACACUACAAAAACCUCCUCUCAUUCACUGUCUCAGUAGAUUAA